This is a messenger RNA of Daktulosphaira vitifoliae (grape phylloxera), 1384 nucleotides long. RefSeq names its product gastrula zinc finger protein XlCGF42.1-like. Gene Ontology annotation, molecular function: RNA polymerase II cis-regulatory region sequence-specific DNA binding; DNA-binding transcription activator activity, RNA polymerase II-specific. The coding region runs from base 165 to 1133 and encodes 322 amino acids. NCBI's taxonomy places the organism in Eukaryota, Metazoa, Arthropoda, Insecta, Hemiptera, Phylloxeridae. Gene Ontology annotation, biological process: regulation of transcription by RNA polymerase II. The record is from RefSeq and is a predicted model, not a curated record. The transcript has 6 exons. Gene Ontology annotation, cellular component: nucleus.
CUUACUAACUAAGAUAAUAUUUACAUUCAUUUUAACUUCUUAUUUAUAGUUCUGUGUUUGUUUUAAUAUUGAAUGAUUUAAUUUAAUUUAAAUAAAAUAUCUGUUACUCAUUUACUUUUAUUAGUUCCUCAGUCAUACCAGUCAAUUACUAUGCCAGUUAAAAAAUGUCAUGCAGUAAAAAUCAAGAAAAAGUUAUCCCAAAUAUUAAUAUAGACCAAAGUUAUUCUUCAAAUUCAGAUUAUAUUAAUUCGUUAAUGGAUAAAAAUUCGAGUUCUACUCAAAAAAUACCUGAAACGAAAAAAAAAUCAUUUAAAAUUCCUGGUCACAUAAUAUUGAUUGAAAAUGAAGGAAAUAUAAAAUAUAGUUGCACAAUUUGCAAAACAGAAUUCAAAUCGAAAAAAAAUUGUUUUUAUCAUAUAACGUGUGAUGGUAAUACUAUAAAAAAAAUAUUGAUUUGUCAAAUGUGCAAUAAGACUUUUAAAGUACAAUCACAUUUAGAUUAUCAUUUAUUGACACAUUCUGGCAAAAAACCAUAUAAGUGCACUGAUUGUGAAAAAUGUUUUUUUACAAAAUCAAAAAUGAUAGAACAUCGAAUUGUACACUCAGUUCGAUCCCAUUUUUGUUCAAUUUGUAGUAAAGGUUUUAAAAGAAAGCGAUCAUUAGAGAUUCAUUUAAAAACCCAUGUUAUAGAAAAGCCUUUCCAGUGUAUAACAUGUUCAAAAUAUUUUAAGAAUAAACAAUGCUUAAAAAAACAUCUUAUUAGAAAGCAUUCUGACAUUAAAGCAUAUUCAUGUGAUAUUUGUAAACGUAAAUUUAGUUUAAAAGAUUCUCUAGUAUCUCAUAAAAAAAUCCAUGUUGGUUCAACACAAUUUGCUUGUUAUUUAUGUAAUCAACGUUUUAAAGAAAAACGCUAUCUUCAAAGACAUUUAGGAACUCACAACAAAAAAAAUGUUUUGAAUUGUCCAAUGUGUAUGAAAGAAUUUACUCGUAAAGAUAAUUUAGAUAGACACAUGAGAAAUACACAUCUAGAAUUAGAAAAUAUUAGCAAUCAGGAACAUACAAUCCGAGCAUCUGUUAUUAAAGUUAUUAAAAAAAUAGAAUCUUGUGCUGUUAAAGUAAUACAACAUACCUAAGUUAAAUUAAUUGUGAUUAUUUUGUUGAUUAUUAUAUAUUUAGUUAAAUAAUAUUGAAUGUAAAGUAUAUAUAUUUAAUUUUUAUUAUUGGGAGAAAUAAAUGUUUAAACUACCUCAUUUAUAUAUAUAUACUUUUUCUACUCUAAUGACCUUUAUUGUAACUAAUAAAUAAAUAAUAUUUAUAAUUCAAUUAAUUUACUUAUUAUAACAACUUGUUUCUUUGAGCAAUUAUAUUCUCUACUUAAAAAUAA